This is a messenger RNA of Camelina sativa (false flax), 532 nucleotides long. RefSeq names its product protein transport protein Sec61 subunit gamma-1. NCBI's taxonomy places the organism in Eukaryota, Viridiplantae, Streptophyta, Magnoliopsida, Brassicales, Brassicaceae. The record is from RefSeq and is a predicted model, not a curated record. Gene Ontology annotation, biological process: intracellular protein transport; protein targeting. Gene Ontology annotation, molecular function: transmembrane protein transporter activity. Gene Ontology annotation, cellular component: membrane.
GUCAUUAAUUAUUUCCGAAGACUCCCAAUUUGUUUUCUCUCUUUCGAAUAAAAACGAAAACACAAAUAAAUAAAUAAAAAAUCGUCAGGAAAAAAAAAGCGCCAUGGACGCCAUUGAUUCCGUCGUCGAUCCUCUUAGAGACUUCGCCAAGGACAGCAUUCGCCUCGUUAAGCGUUGUCACAAGCCAGAUCGCAAAGAGUUCACGAAGGUGGCAGUGCGUACAGCUAUCGGGUUCGUAGUAAUGGGAUUCGUUGGCUUCUUUGUGAAGCUAAUCUUUAUUCCCAUCAACAACAUCAUCGUUGGUGCCACUUAGAGAACAAGGGAAGAUAAGAUGGACAAGGGUAGUUACAGCUUUGUUGUUUCAUGAAGACACUUCAACAGUUUUUUGUUUGUUUGUUUGUUCAGAUACUCAAAAAGAGUAAACUUUUGUUGACCUAGUUAACCACACCAUUUGAGAUCAGUCUGCAUUCUGUUUCAUAUAUUUCACUUCUUAUUUCGUUCUGCUGUUAUAAAAUUCCUAAGUUUUGAUAAA